AUGGAUGGCACCAGGGCACCACCUUCAGAACCUGCAAAAGGAGAUCAAGACAGCCUUCUCCCGGACGAAGAUGUUGUCACGAAGCUUCAGCAAGGGCAAGCGGUUAAAGCCGAUGUUCGCGAAGCUUUGGCCAGACUGGCUUCGGCCCUGUCCUCGGUAUCCGACAACGACACCAUCAUCCGCACCGUGAAGCAUCGCUUUGACGAACGCAAGGAAGCGCGUGCCGACUUGUGGAGGGUGACUGAGGAGGCGAGGGCGGAAAAGGAGAGGAGAGACUGCCUAAAUAAGGCGCAGGCGGACAGAGAGUCAGCUCUUCAAAACGAGGUGGAACGUCUAGAGCGCGCAGUGAAGAUUGCUGAAAAUUCCUGCACAGAUACCCAACGAGAGGGGGAAAGAGCUGCUGCUUCAGCGGACAAAGAAAUUUCCAGGCUUCGUGAAAAGUCUAGCUCUGCGGAGAAGGACGCCGCAACAUGGCAGCAGAGAGCCAACGCAGGGGAGUUGAGGCUGGAAUCAAUGACAGCCGAGGUCAGCGCUCUCCACGAGGCAAUGGCAGGCCUCCAUGGCGAAAUGGGGGCUGUUCAGCGAGAGCUAGACGGUACCAAGACCUCACAAGACAAACUGGCAGCAGACCUGUCCCGGGCGGAGGGCCGGUACCGGAAAUCCCAGGAGGCAUGUUUGUCAACCAUUGCGAAGGCCAAGGACGCAGAGAAGAGGCUGAGGAAAGAAACUGAAGAAAGAGAGCGGGUGUCCGCUGAGCUUGAGAAGUUGGUUCAGAUGUCCAAGGAGGAAGAGACGAAGAACGUGACCCUUACGGCGGAAAUCAAGCGUCUCAAGGAGAGCGAAGGGGUGCACCGCAGCGGUAGUGACAAGCUCAACGCCACAAAUAGAGAGCUCAACGCGCUGUUGCAGAGCCUUUCCACUGACCUCGAAGAGGCCAAGGCUGCCGGCGAGUCUAGCGGCAAGCGAGCUGAGGCCUUGGCGCAUGAGGUGGGGGUGAAGGAGGGGGAUGUUCAGCGGGUCAGGGAGGCUUUGGCGGCGACCGAGGCUAGACUCGCCGCUUCGGGCAGGGACAAGGAGUUAUUGAAAGAGGCAUUGAGCAAGUCAUCUGCAGAGGCGCACGCCAAGACAGCGGAGUUCGACCGGCAACGAGGAGAGCUGGACCUGCUCGAGCGAGAAAAACACGAUUUGGUGCUCGACGUGCAAGAACGAGUGAGGGUGCACAAGGAAGCGACAGCAGAUGCUGAACGGUAUAGGGAGCGGCUCGAACAAGCAGAAAACAGGUUGAAGGAAGGAGAGUCCGCCACACUGGCCGCCGAGUUGAGCAGGAAGAAGACGCUGGACGAACUUGGAGAGGCUAGACGUGGGACAGUUAUGCAGGACGAGCGGAUCGAGGCGUUAAGGUCGGAGCUGACCACCUUACGGCGUACUUUGGAACAGACGACAGAGGCAGCAAAGGCCAGAGAUAGGGAAAGCGCGCAGCGACUGGUACAGCUGAGCCAAGCAAACGCAAAGCUGUCGAGUGAAUCAACGAGCGCUCGAGCCCGAGUGAUCGACGCCGAGGAGGCGGUAGAGAAGGCAGGACAAGACGCCCAGGAAGCCGCCAAGGCACAGGCAAAGUUGGAAGAUGACGGUCGGAGGGCAGCGGAUAGUGUUCAACGGUUGGAGGAGGAGCUAGAGAUUGCCAACGCGAGGUGGAAAGCAGCGCAGGGGCAGCUCGUGGCCGCUAAUCGCCGGGAGAAAGAGUUUGCCGAAGAGGCGAGGCGACGGAUGCGGGAAGCCCUGGAGUCAAAGGACAAGGAAAAGGUCACCGCUCUGAGAGAGAUGGAGACGCACGCCGACCGACGGUUCAUGGAAGCCGAGGCCAGUCACCGGGCAGUGGAAAGGAACCACGACAGAGCUCUGGUCGCUAUACGAGAAGAGGCAAAGAAAAAGCUCCUGGAAGAAGAGGCCAGACGAGUGCGCGAAGUGUCUGAUGCCAGAAAAAAGUCUAAGGCGGUAGUCGAAGCACUCCAGACUUUGCAGGGCGAACUAACGCAGUCCGAGGCCAAAGGUUCUGGCCUGGAGAGGCAAGUCUCGCAGCUUUCCGCGCGCAUGAGCAGAGCCGGUUCGUCAAGCGUAGCCCCUGCUGGCGGUAAUGGAGGCGAUGGUAGCAGUGCGUCGGGCAAUGGCGGCGUCGGUAUGGAACGCGACGGUAGAGGCAGCAGCGGCGCGAGGGGGUCCGAAGUAACCGAGGCGGAGAUGACAUCUCUCCGCCGGCAGAUGAAGGCCGCCACCGAGGCGAAAGAAACAGCACAGCGGAGCGCUUUGGAGGCGCGAUUGCGUGCGGACGAAGAAACCAAGAAGCGGAGCUCUUUGGAGGAGUCACUAUGUCGAAAGGAGAGCGAUAUGCUGGCGGCGCUCGAAAGGCUCAACCAGCUCAAGAUUCGGCAGAAGGAAGUGGAAGAGCAUGCCCGAGAAGGCGAGGAGGAUCUGAGGAGUCUCGUGCGGCAACGAGAGUCGGAAAUCGAGAGCCUCACCCGGAGGUUUGUAACGUCAAUGACCCCCAGGGUUUCAAACAAAGCAAACGUUGAAUAA
Ectocarpus siliculosus is the source of this 2574-nucleotide messenger RNA. NCBI's taxonomy places the organism in Eukaryota, Phaeophyceae, Ectocarpales, Ectocarpaceae. The record is from the annotation of a GenBank genome assembly.